AUAUCUUCGGUCCAAUACUAGAGUUCCCAAAAUAGGACUGUUAAAUUACAAGCGCUUUCGCCCCGAUCCUCCAAGAAGGAGCGAGAUGCCACCCACAGGAAACCCACCGGCAGGAAAUUCGCCGGCAGGACAUCCACCCGUUCUAGCAUGUCCGCCUUCACUUUUGGAUAAAGUGGAUGAGAUCAGGAGGCUAGGAUUGCAAGACAUGAUCUCCUUGCCACAAAUCGCAGUGGUAGGAGAUCAAUCCAGUGGCAAAUCCACUCUUCUCGAAUACAUCUCCGGCGUCACCUUCCCGAAGGAUGCAGGAAUGUGUACUUGCUUCGCAACCGAAGUUUCUAUGAGGCCAGCAGCUGAGUUCUCCUCCAAGGUGUUCAUCAACAACAUAGCCGACCAUCGUCUCGAAGAACCAAGAUCGCCAGAGGAGGUAGCUGGAGUCAUCCAAGAAGCCAAAAGGUUGUUCGUCAAGGAACAUGGUCAGAAAGCGAUCUACGAUGAUAUACUCACUGUCGAGUUAAAUGGUCCCGGCUUGCCCAUACUCACUUUGGUCGACCUCCCGGGAUACAUCCAUACUCAUUCGACCAGACAACCAGAAUCGAUCGUGGAAGAGAUAGAAAAUCUAGUCCAAGGUUACUUGAAUAGCCCGAGGACGAUCAUAAUGGCGGUGAUACCUGUUAACCGAGACUUCGAGACAAACGUCGUGAUCAAACACAUUCGAAGGUUCGAUCCGGAGGGCAAAAGGACCUUAUGCGUGCUAACUAAACCCGAUCAGGUCGACUCUGGAACUGAAAGAGCUGUCUUGGAUGUUCUUUCGGGCAAGAAGAUGCGUCUUUCUAGAGGAUACCAUAUCAUUAAAAACAAGAACUACGAAGAAUGUCAAGCGGGCGACAGUCGGGCAACGACCGCCAUCAAAGAAUCUAAAUUCUUUUCCCGUCCGCCCUGGUCCUCUAUCAGUCCGACUGAAAAGGGGAUUGCCAGUUUUGUCGCAAGAUUAUCUGAUGCCUUAACAGCUCAGGUGACCAAGGAGCUCCCAGGAAUCAAGAGAGAAAUCCAGAAUAUGCGAGAAAAACUCAUCAAGCAGCUCGAUUCUCUCGGUCCAGUGGUCGGGACGGACCUUGAAAAAUCUAAUCUACUCCAAAAGAACAUUAAUCGUAUCAUGCAGCAAAUUAAAUUCCUUGUUGACGGGCACUACAGUGGAGGUAGAUAUUCGCGCAAAUAUUUCAUCAGAGCUCGAGUUCAAACGCUUAACCGGAACUUUUACAAACACAUCCUUUGCCUCACAAUGGAAAGCGUGGAGGCCCUCGAUGUUGCCAAGAUUCUACAGGAAAGUAGAGGGCGAGAGCUACGGGGGAUGGUGCAAUUCGAUCCGUUUGUGAUUCUAUGCAGAAAGGUGAUCAAGAGGUGGUCCCUACCCACCACCAAUCACAUCACUAAGAUUUGCAGCUUGGUUCAGAGUAUUUCGUGCGAAGUGAUCGAGAAGGAGUGCCACAAGAUCCUGGUCGAUUACUUUUUGGAACGGAUGAUUGAGUAUAUCGAUAACCAACAGAAAAAGAUUCAUCUGGAUGCCGCCGAAAUCUUUGAUGAUGAACUCACACCUCUGACCUGCCAAGAAUUUGAUUUCCCAAGCGUCUUUGAUUUCCCAAACGUCGGAUCGGCCUCGACGCCAGUGCAUCCUUCCCCGCCUGUUCGGCAACUACGAGAAGAACCUGCGCCUCUGAUCUGCCAAGAAUAUGAUGUACCGACCCCCGUAUCGGUCUCGAAGCUUCUCCAUCAUUUAUCGGCUACUCAGCUUGCCCCAGUUUCGGCAAUCUCCACCCAACGCUUGGCUCAUACUCAUAAGGCGGAACCUGUUGAAGAGCCUGUAAACGAGCCGGAGAGUGAAGAGGCAACUAUCUCUGACUCGUCAGAUUUACUGGCACCAGUCGGACGUCGGUCGACGAGAGUAGACUCUGCCGGAGAUGCCCGAAUGCGGAGUUUCGUCAGGGAGUACUGCAAGGCCGCUGCGACGAGAUACGUGGAUGCGAUCUGCUUAUACGUGAUCGAGCGAAGGCUCUUCAAAAAGUGCGAUGUCCGGGUUAAUGACUGGUUUAUGGAAGAUAAGUCCGCCUUGGCUCGGGUCCAGGAGUCUGCUCAAACCAGCUCGUGGCGGGAAAUUCUACCGGCUAAAAUCGAAAAUUUAAGCCAAGCCUUGGCGAUUCUUGAAAAAUGA
Messenger RNA from Puccinia graminis f. sp. tritici CRL 75-36-700-3, 2206 nucleotides. RefSeq lists its product as uncharacterized. Gene Ontology annotation, molecular function: GTPase activity; GTP binding; microtubule binding. The record is from RefSeq and is a predicted model, not a curated record. Gene Ontology annotation, cellular component: cytoplasm; membrane; microtubule. Lineage: Eukaryota; Fungi; Basidiomycota; Pucciniomycetes; Pucciniales; Pucciniaceae. The transcript is spliced from 3 exons. The annotation marks the transcript as partial.